Molecule: messenger RNA, 1003 nt
Organism: Artibeus jamaicensis (Jamaican fruit-eating bat)
Lineage: Eukaryota; Metazoa; Chordata; Mammalia; Chiroptera; Phyllostomidae
Gene: PQBP1
Product: polyglutamine binding protein 1
Exons: 7
Coding region: 172-948 (258 amino acids)
Biological process (GO): alternative mRNA splicing, via spliceosome
Cellular component (GO): cytoplasm; nuclear body
Molecular function (GO): ribonucleoprotein complex binding; protein binding
Source: RefSeq, a predicted model, not a curated record
CCUGAGCGUCACCCAGUUAGUUAUUUCAAGUCUUGGGGUCCGGAGAAUUCUUUCUGUGCUGUGGAGGGAAAUUGUCGUGUGGUCCUGGUGUUUCUAGCGGUGACGACAGUGAGGCGACCAGUCUGACAACUUCUAUUACCCGCGUGAAUAUUGGUCUGUGUGCUACUCGCUAUGCCGCUGCCAGUUGCGCUGCAGACUCGCUUGGCCAAGAGAGGCAUCCUCAAACACCUGGAGCCUGAGCCAGAGGAAGAGAUUAUUGCUGAGGACUACGAUGAUGAUCCCGUGGACUAUGAGGCCACCCGGUUGGAGGGCCUGCCACCAAGCUGGUACAAGGUGUUUGACCCUUCCUGCGGGCUCCCUUACUACUGGAAUGUGGAAACAGACCUCGUGUCCUGGCUCUCCCCACAUGACUCCAACUCCAUCAUUACCAAAUCUGUCAAGAAGCCCAGGAGCAGUAAUGCAGAUGCUGAGGAGAAGUUGGACCGGAGCCACGAGAAAUCGGACCGGAGUCACGAGAAGUCAGACCGGAGCCAUGAGAAGUCAGACCGGAGCCACGAGAAGUCAGAUAGAGACCGAGAGCGUGGUUAUGAGAAGGUGGACAGAGAGAGAGAACGGGACAGGGAUCGGGACCGGGACCGUGGAUAUGACAAGGUGGAGAGAGAAGAGAGCAAAGAACGGCGCCACCAUCGCCGGGAGGAGCUAGCUCCCUACCCCAAGAGCAAGAAGGUUGCAAGCCGGAAGGAUGAAGAAUUAGACCCUAUGGACCCCAGCUCGUACUCAGAUGCACCCCGGGGCACAUGGUCAACAGGACUCCCCAAGCGGAACGAGGCGAAGACCGGUGCAGACACGACAGCCGCUGGGCCCCUCUUCCAGCAGCGCCCUUAUCCAUCCCCAGGGGCCGUGCUACGCGCCAACGCCGAGGCCUCUCGAACCAAGCAGCAGGACUGAACCCUAGUGGGUCUUCAAUAAAAUCUUUUCAGUGGGUCAUUCCCACCAGGCCAGA